This is a messenger RNA of Heterobilharzia americana, 4677 nucleotides long. The record is from the annotation of a GenBank genome assembly. Lineage: Eukaryota; Metazoa; Platyhelminthes; Trematoda; Strigeidida; Schistosomatidae.
AUGAAGAAACUUUUUACAGCCGACGUAAACUUGCACAGUGACAAUCGGAGAUGUUUUCAGCUUCAGAAUUGUAGAUCGACUUUCGUAGCCACUUUUGGUUUUAACCAAUCUGUUGAAAUUUUUGAUCGUCAUGGUGAAAGGAAACUGGAGCUUCCUUUGCCAGGUGAACCUGUUUCAAUGUCUUGGGAUGCCGAUGGUGACAAUCUGGCUGUUAUUGACGAUAAAACAUCGUCCGCUACCAUAUGGAACUCACUUUCGUUCAAAAUUAGUCAACUUCAUACCGGGAUGAAGGACACCCUUAGUGUACUCUCAUGGUCUAAAGUGGGUAGCCGCUUAGCCAUUGGCACUAGUAAGGGUAAUCUCGUCAUUUAUAAUCAUAAAAAUCUGAAAAAAACAUCACUUCUUGGAAAGCACACCCGAAAAAUCACUUGCGCCGUAUGGAACAGGAAGAAUACUUUAGCAUUGGCAAGCGAGGACAAAUCCAUAACUAUUAACUCUGCUGAGGGUGAUCUCAUGAAGCAUGUUUUGAUACACGAUCUACCAACUAAUUUGGAUUUUGGUCAAAUGAAGCUUCAGGAAGUCUCCAGAACCGAAGAUAAUACUGUUAGUUGUAUUGUCGGAAGGAAACAGCUUUUCUUGUUAAAUCUUGAUGAUAUAGAUAAUCCAAUUGAACUUUCUUUUCGUCAAGCCUAUGGUGAUCUAAUUGCUUACCAAUGGUUUGGUGAUGGUUACAUUAUAGUUGGAUUUUCCAAUGGUUAUUUCGUGGUUGUUUCAACACAAUCGAGUGAAAUCGGGAAAGAAAUAUAUCAGAUUCAUGAUCAUAAAGACGGUUUACAUGAUAUUUCAGUAUGCACGGUUUUAAACCGUUGUGCAACUGUAGGCGACCAUUGUGUAAAAAUUCAUGAUCUUCAAAAUAUUCGUGAACUUACCGCAAUAAUCGAAUUAGAAGAAAAAAAUGAUGAAGGACUAGUAAAUAGAGCCAAACAGAUGAAAUCGAAACUUAUCAACAACAAUUUGUUCACAUGUCAACUUCAGUGGUCAGAUGAUGGACAGUUAAUGGCUAUUUCGACACCACAGAAGCUCUUACAUGUUUUUCUGAGUCAGCUGCCAAUGUUAGCUGCUUUAUCACCGCCGAAUAGUACUGGUUUGUUAGCACGAUUAACAUCUUUGCUCGAGGUCACAGUUGAACCUAUUCCAUGCAUAAAAAAUAAUAACUUGCUAAAGAUCUACAGUGAUUGGCAUGUCUUAAAGAUUGAAAUCGAACCAACAUUUAUCGGUCUUGGACAAAAAUAUCUCUCUGUUGGAAUUAAUAAUCGUGCUUGGUUUUAUGAAUUGACUAAUUCAGAUAUCGUGUCUAUUUCUGAGUAUGAUUAUCUGACUACUGUGGAUCAAAUUAGUUUGAAUGAGAAUUAUGCAGCUGCUUGUGGACCAGAUGGAAAACUCACUUUACAUUGGAUAAAUCCGAAAACAUUUCCUGACAAAUCAUAUUCAAAUAAAAAACAGAGUGGAGUAAAUGAUGUUUCCCAAGGUGAUGUUGCUAAAGUGUCGAGGGAUUCUUGCAUAUUUCCUCAGUCAUCCUCAAUGGAUUCAAUGGUUACUUCAUUCAAAUUGACAAAUGACUUUCUCAUAUAUUCAACAAAUAAAGGGAAAUUACUUCACUUUAAUAUUUCUAAUUGGAACUACGCUAACAGUUACCAUCAUAAUUGUGCUAUAUUACAUAUUUUUCCUAAUUCAACUGGAACGCGUGUGGCAUUCAUUGAUGACACAGCUAUGGCUUUCAUUUAUAAUCCAAUCAAUGACCAACUUAUAGAAAUUCCAGAAUUUUGUCCUUCAACAAAUAAUAUUCUAUGGGACUUAGAAGAUACAGAAAAUCCUUUAUUAAUCGCUUAUGACAAUUUACGAAUAAGUGUUUAUCGUUACUUCAUGAAUGAAUAUACCUUGGUCAAAUCAUCAAUACCAAUAGGAAAUAGUAGAUGUGACACUCAACAGCUGAAUACUUCAUCAACUCAACAAACCACUGGAAAAAAUGUUGACAGUUCAACUGCUACUGAUUCUAAUUGUAUAAAUAAUAAUAUCAGUGGUAAUCAUAAUGUUACUGGAGCUACUUUUGGGAAGUGUCAUCUGGUUGGAGUUAUGCGUUUACCUUAUGGUCACUUACCAUUAUGUAUAGUAAAUGGUGAAUUGUGUAUGCUUAGCCCAACUGGACGCCUAUUACAUCAAACAUUGACAACUCAUCAAUUUCGAGUCUAUGCUGUUCAACAAGAAAAUAAAAGUUUGCAUAGAUCAUCUGUUGAACAGAUCAAAUGCAACACCAGUGAACAAAAACGUUCAACCAAAAAGGACUCUGAUUUUACAGGAGGACUAAAAAAGUUAUCUUUUCAGGAAAUCGUUACCUAUUUUGAACAAGCUGUAAAAGCCGGUUGUUUCGAGGAUGCAGAGAUAUUUGUUGAACAAUUGGAUUCACAUCAUUUAUGGAGUCAACUUGGCAUGAGUUGUUUACGUGUUAUGAAAUUUGAUAUGGCCAUUCUAUGUUUUCGAUCGUCGAAAGAUCCUGGUCUUGUUUUAGCUGUGCAAAGAAUUCAAAAGAUUGAAGAUCGAUUUCUACUUGCAGGUUAUAUUGCAAUGAUUUUAAAAGAAUUCGAUGAUGCACAAGAACUAUUUUUAGCCUCAACUGAACCUAUUGCUGCCUUAGAAAUGAGACGAGAUCUUUUACAUUGGGAAGAUGCACUUCAGUUAGCGCGCAAAUUAGCCCCUCAAGAAAUCCCAUUUAUCUAUCGUGAAUAUGCUGCUGAAAUGGAAUGUACCGGAGACUACGUCAGUGCCUUAAUGCAUUAUGAACGUGCGCUAAAUCCAUCGUUCGAUAUCAGCGAUGAAUAUGUGUCAUUGCGAAAUUCUGAGCAGAGAGACUUCCAGUCGAAAGACCAUGGUGAAGGUGAAGACGAAUGGUCAAAACACGUCAGUUUAUGUAACGCUGGUAUUGCUAGAAAUACUAUCCGCCUUGGUGACUUUAAAAGGGGCAUUGAAUUAUCAGUUAAGAGUGGUAACUCCAGUUUGCAAAGGGAAUGCGCUGAUAUUCUGGAACAACAUAAGCAGUGGCAAGAGUCAGCCAAUCUUUAUGAAGUAGCCGGAUGUUAUGAAUCAGCAGUAAUUGUAAAUCUCAAAUGUAAAAACUACAAAAAAGCUGGUGACUUACUUAACCAUGUUACGAACGCACCAUGGUUACAUCUGCAAUAUGCAAAGGCGCGCGAAGCUGAUGGAGCUUACAAAGAGGCUAUAACAGCCUAUGAAACGGCUAAUGAUUUAGAUUCUGUUGUAAGAUUACAACUUGAGAAAUUAAAUAAUCCUGAAGAAGCCAUCCGUAUAUUACAUAAAACGCAUAGUAUAGAGAGUGCUAAAAUGAUUGCACAAUACUUUAUUCAAGUUGGUGAUCAAGGAAAAGCGAUUCAAUUUCUUGUCAUGUCUAAAUGUCUUGAUGCUGCAUUCGAUAUUGCUAGAAAGCAUAAAAAGAUGAAGUUGUAUGCAGAGGUGAUUGGUUCUGAUGCCUCAAUCAGUGAGUAUCAAAGUAUUGCGUGUUAUUUUGAAAAUGAGAAAAAUUGGUACCUAGCAGGAAAAUAUUACCUACUAGCCAAACAAUAUGAAAAGGCCAUCAGGCAUCUUCUUCAUGUACCGUAUACUGAGAAUAGUCCAGCACUAGAUUUAGCCUUGGAAGCAGUUGGCCAAGCUGGUGACAGUCGUUUAACACACUUGGUCAUUGUUUAUCUAAUGGGUGAAACAGAUGGUGUAGCAAAAGAUGCUAGACAUUUAUUUCGUUUAUAUAUGGUCUUGAAGCAGUAUAAAGAAGCUGCUAGAACAGCAGUGAUUAUAGCCAGAGAAGAACAAACCAAUGGAAAUUAUCGAAGUGCACAUGAUUUAUUAUUCAGUAUGGUACAAGAAUUAAGACAACGCAAUAUUCGUGUCCCAUCUGAAAUGUCGGAGAAUUUGGCAUUACUACAUUCUUACAUACUCGCAAAGGUGCAUGUGAAAAAUGGGGAUCAUCUACGAGGAGCUAGAAUGUUAAUUAGGGUGUCAGAAAAUAUCAGCAAAUUCCCUUCCCAUGUUGUUCCGAUUCUAACGAGUACUGUGAUUGAAUGUCAGAAAGCUGGUUUGAAAUCAGCCAGUUUCAGUUAUGCUGCAAUGUUAUUACGACCAGAAUAUCGUGAUAAAUUGGAUAUGAAAUAUCGUCGUAAAUUUGAGACACUUAUCAGGAGACAAGAUUUGAAAACUGAUUGUGGUGGCGAUCAGACCGAUAGUACAAUAAACAAGUCAAAUAGUUCCACUGUUGAAACAUCUACACCAUGUCCAUCAUGUGGGUCACUUUUGUUAGAAACAUGUUUAUACUGUACUGAAUGUCGAAGUAACAUACCAUACUGUGUGAUAACGGGUAACCACGUUGUGAAAAAUGAUUUCACAGUAUGUCCUGGGUGUCAGUUUCCUGCGUUGUAUAGUGAACUUAUGAGAUAUGUUGAAAACUGCUCAAAUCCGGUGUGCCCAAUGUGUAAUGUAAAUUUAUCACGUGAUAGCAUCAGACGUUUAAUUGAUUCCAGUGUUUUUUUAAAUCAGUCAAUUAGCUCACUGAAUGCAGACUUGAUCGAAAAUGACACCAACGAGAAAUUCGUUGAGCUUAAUGGAAAGUCAUGA